Messenger RNA from Girardinichthys multiradiatus, 1624 nucleotides. RefSeq names its product hydroxysteroid dehydrogenase like 2 (gene hsdl2). Bases 138 to 1397 code for a protein of 419 amino acids. The record is from RefSeq and is a predicted model, not a curated record. Gene Ontology annotation, cellular component: mitochondrion. The transcript is spliced from 11 exons. Lineage: Eukaryota; Metazoa; Chordata; Actinopteri; Cyprinodontiformes; Goodeidae.
ACCGCCGAUAAACCGUAGAAGAAGAACAAUUCAGAGGUUGCGUAACGUCCGGUUGGACGGAUCUUUAAAGUGGGUGAAAGGUGAAAGAAGAAGAGUCGCCGCUGCUGUUUGCUGGUUUGUCUGAGCUGAGAUUAAACAUGCUGCAGAACUCAGGGAAGCUCGCUGGCUGCACGCUCUUCAUCACGGGAGCGAGCCGGGGCAUUGGGAAAGCCAUCGCUCUGAAAGCUGCUCGAGACGGGGCAAACAUCGUGAUCGCCGCCAAGACGGCCGAGCCCCACCCGAAGCUUCCCGGAACCAUCUUCACCGCUGCAGAUGAAGUGGAGGCAGCAGGUGGGAAGGCGCUGCCGUGCGUCGUGGACAUUCGGGACGAGCAGCAGAUCGGAGCAGCUGUUCAGAAGGCUGUGGAAACAUUUGGAGGGAUUGAUAUCUUGGUGAACAAUGCCAGCGCCAUCAGCCUGACAGGAACUCUGGAGACGCCGAUGAAGAAGGUGGACCUGAUGCUGGGAAUCAACCUGAGAGGAACAUACCUGACGUCGAAGCUGGUCAUCCCUCACCUGCUGAAGAGUCGCAGUCCUCACAUCCUCAACCUGUCGCCUCCGCUCAACCUGAACCCCGUCUGGUUCAAGAACCACACUGCAUACACAAUGGCGAAGUAUGGAAUGUCCAUGUGUGUCUUGGGAAUGGCCGAAGAGUUCAGGGGUCAAAUCGCUGUCAACGCCCUCUGGCCUAAAACUGCGAUCCAGACAGCGGCCAUGGAGAUGCUGGGAGGUGAAGGUGUUGGGAAACAGUGCCGUAAAGCAGAUAUUAUUGCAGACGCCGCCUACGCCAUCCUGUCCAAACCCAAGGACUACACAGGUCACUUUCUGGUGGACGAGGACGUCCUCAGGGAGCAUGGCAUUAAAGACUUGGACCAUUAUGCCAUCCAACCAGGCCACCCAUUGCUGCCAGAUUUCUUUCUGGAUGAAGCACCGGAGUCACUGGUAAAACAGAUGGAGGAGCACGGAGCAACACCAGCCUUCAAACCACCAUCUUCAUCAUUGGACACGCCCCUCUCUGGUGGACCAAUAGAAAACACCUUUGACAUCAUCAGAGGCGUUAUAAACGAAGACGUGGUCAAGUCGACACAGGGCAUCUACCGGUUCGACCUCUCAGGAGAACACAGCGGCGUUUGGUUUUUGGACCUGAAGAGCGGCUCUGGCAGCGCGGGUAAAGGGGAGCCCCCUGUUAAAGCUGACGUCGUUAUGACGAUGGACUCCAUUGACUUUAGUAAGAUGUUUUCAGGGAAGCUGAAGCCCACGAUGGCCUUCAUGUCCGGGAAGCUUCGGAUCAAAGGGGACAUGACGCUCGCCAUCAAGCUGGAGAAGCUGAUGGGCCGCAUGAACAAGGCCAAACUGUGAGACCGAAGCUCCGCCCACAAUGUUCUAAGGCUCCACCUCCUCAGUAUUCAUUGCUGUACAUGGAGAGCUGUUGUCAUGACGAUGGAUGGGACGUUGCCGUCCAGGAGCCAACCCUACUGUAGACAGGCUCAUAACCGGUUUGAACCAGUGCCAGCCAGAACCUGAUUUUCUUUGCCUAAUCACUGAAUGUGUUGCCAUGGUAACAGAGAAUAAAUGAAUCUGAUUCA